UUAAUUGCUAAACGUACACAAUUGAGGGUUAAUUUUUAUAUUAACGGUUAGAACUAAUUAGGUUGAUCUGAUCGUGAGGUGGUAUUUUAUCCUGGUUGUUUCGUGUACGUGUUUUCGUGUACGUUUAGGAAAGAAUAUGUUUGCUUGUUUAAUAGUAGUAGAGAUAGAGAAGUAGAGAUUGUUCGUGGUUGUUGACUCCUCCAAUUGUUGGUCUUCGGUAGGUAGUAUGUACGAGAAGUCCAGUGGCACUACAAGAACUUGGCCAGCCACCUAUUCUGAGUAGUUCACCUCUUUCUGCGAAAUAACUUUAGUUUACCUACUGUCAAUAUAAUUCACGACAAGAAAGAGUCGAGGGUAAAGGGCAGUGAGAAAGAUUCAAGCAUGCAUGGAGUCAGGGGGCUUUCGUACCUUGAGUUCCUUCCACUUGGAACAAGCUCUAGCAGACAGAUCCGUGCCAUUCCAGUUCCCACGAAACAGUUUCUGGUCUGGUCCAUGCAUUCUAGACGGUGGGUUCCUCCUCAAGCGAGCGCGGUCUAACUCCGUGACGGUGAAGUAACGGUGCUCGGUCUCUUCACCCUGCCUCAAAUUACUGUAGUAACUUUCCUCUUUUCUCCGCGAGAAUCGAUCAAGUUUCCCCGGAAGGAGCAGCUCAGUAAGUUCGCACGUUCAGACUCACCGACUCGAUCGGGAAAAAGACACAUACACAUGCAGUUGACACAUCCCCACGUUGAAUAAAUCAAAUUCAAUGCCGGUCAACUCGUGACUUUGAACGGUAAUACUAUGAAUGAACGAAUAUUAUUUGUGUUCAUAAGGUGGGAGUACUAUUAACUUUUGGCUAAUUCUCAGUCGCCUCUGAAACUUUCUUGAAAACUUCAGUCCCUAAAAUGGCGAAGAUAGGUAAAGGUGUGAUCUGGUGAAGCAUUGAGACAACAGCUGGGACUGAAAUUUAGUAAGAAGGAGAAAUCAGAUAAAUUUUGUUUUGCGAAUCGCGAUUAAAAAGAUCAUCAGAUUACUUUUGUGCUGAUGCCGGUUUGAAGUAUUUGCACGAGUGGCUUCAUUGCCAGUUGUAUUCUGACUGGCAGGGCAAUGCAGGUACGUGUCAGGUUCCGGUGAUCUUGACAUGGAGCCCGAGAGAGACUCUUCUUUUUCCAAUCCACCGAACGCGAAGCAAAAUAGUAGAGCAGACUAGCCAAAGUGACGAGACCAUCGGAAUUUUAUUUUUAUUUGAAAGCUGACCAUGGGAAAACUAAGCACAAAAGUACGUAGGCAUGCGCGUUAACACAGCUAAGGUUCACGACAGUGACGGUCUCCUUGCUUCCUUCCAAGAACCACACCGCAAAAAAACAAAAUCUACGUGCAGGCUAGUACUAGUAUAAAUAGAGAGCCAUCUCCCGCUGGUUUCAUGCACCAAUCCAUCUCGUCGGAAAUCGUAACAUCUUCUCGAGCCUGCACGCAGCGACCAAACAGACGACACGGCUUCUUUCUCGUGCAUGCACAUGGCGAUGGCGGGCAGUGGCAUUAGCGCGGCAGCGAGCGGCAAUGGCAAAGCCAAGGUGGUCAUUGUGAUGGGCGCCACGGCCACCGGCAAGUCCAAGCUGGCCGUCGACCUCGCGCUGCGGUUCGGCGGCGAGGUCGUCAACUCGGACAAGAUCCAGGUCCACGACGGCCUGGACGUGGUCACCAACAAGGCCACCGCCCGCGAGCAGGCCGGGGUGCCGCACCACCUGAUCGGCGGGGUGCACCCCGACGCCGACUACGCCGCCGCGGACUUCCGGCGCGACGCCACCCGCGCCGUGGAGUCAGUGCUCGCGAGGGGCCGCCUGCCGAUCAUCGCCGGCGGGUCCAACAGCUACCUCGAGGCGCUGCUGGACGGCGAGCCGGGAUUCCGCCGGCGGUACGAAUGUUGCUUCCUGUGGGUGGACGCCGACACGGCGGUGCUGGAACGGUACGUCGGCGACCGCGUCGACUGCAUGGUGGAGCAAGGGCUCGUCGGCGAGGUGCGGGGAUUUUAUCGGACGGACGCGGACUACUCCCGUGGGAUCCGGAGGGCCAUAGGCGUGCCGGAGAUGGACACCUACUUCCGGAUGGAGGCCGCCGGUGCGCUGGACGGAGACGACGGACGACGGGCCGGGCUCCUCGAGGCCGCCGUCGACGAGAUAAGGGAGAACACGUGCAGGCUGGUGUGCAGUCAGCUCCGGAAGAUCCACCGGCUACGAUGCCUGCCGGGGUGGAGCAUCCGCCGCCUUGACGUCACCAGGGUGCUUUCGCUCAAGGUCGGGAAGGUGAAGGACGAAGAAGCGGAGCGCACCCUGUGGGAGUCGGAUGUCGUCGGGCCUGCCGCGCGCGUCGUUGAGACGUUUCUUUACUCUCUUGGAGGGAUGGUGGCCGAGGUGAGUAAGGAUGGGAAGGAGCAAAGCACGGGGGCGAAGCAUGCAGCCGUCGUCGCCGGGAUCGUCGAAGCGGCCGAGAGGUGCGGUCUGCAGCUACUCGAGACUGGGCCGUCUCGUGGGAUUCAUCCAAGGAAAGCGGCAGCAGCAGUUUGAGUUUCGAGCUUCUCAUCAAAUUAACCAUACUAAACUUCAAAAACAAAUCAAAUUAACCAUACCAUAUAUUUAGUACUACUAUUAGCUUGUGAUCUCUAAUCAAUUGUUUUAUUUUUUAUUUAAUCUAUAUAG
This is a messenger RNA of Aegilops tauschii subsp. strangulata, 2675 nucleotides long. Its product is annotated as adenylate isopentenyltransferase 5, chloroplastic-like. Gene Ontology annotation, cellular component: mitochondrion. The record is from RefSeq and is a predicted model, not a curated record. Gene Ontology annotation, molecular function: tRNA dimethylallyltransferase activity. Lineage: Eukaryota; Viridiplantae; Streptophyta; Magnoliopsida; Poales; Poaceae. Gene Ontology annotation, biological process: cytokinin biosynthetic process; tRNA modification.